Molecule: messenger RNA, 2431 nt
Organism: Amborella trichopoda
Lineage: Eukaryota; Viridiplantae; Streptophyta; Magnoliopsida; Amborellales; Amborellaceae
Product: pentatricopeptide repeat-containing protein At3g12770
Biological process (GO): RNA modification
Cellular component (GO): intracellular membrane-bounded organelle
Molecular function (GO): protein binding; RNA binding
Source: RefSeq, a predicted model, not a curated record
UAUAAAAUUAGAGGCGGACCAAAUAUCAUCGUGAAAGCCUGUUUUUUUCAAUUAAUUAAAGUCGAUUGGUGGACCAAAUAUCAUCGUCAAAGCUUUUCUCAAUUAAUUGGAUUCGGUAGGCGGACAUGGGCAUCCCAAACGACCAGAGGCUUAGGAGUAUUAAAGACUCGGAUGGCUUUUGCCUUAAUGGUCUUUGCUCUUUAAAGUUCUGAAAUUAAAUGUACAAAAUCGCUUUUACAUCUUUGACUGAUCAGAAUUGCCGGGAAAUUUGAUGUCGAUGCCAUUUUUCAAAAGGUUUUGUAAUUUCCCUGUAACAAUUUGCAGCCAAGUUGCCGGGAAAACCAGCACCGCGCUUUAUGCUCCGUUCCUCAUGGAUUUUGGGGUUCCGAUUCACAAGAAAGCUCUAUUUUUCUCGUGCGAUUUCAACCACUUACGUCAAUGUUAUUCACCCUCAUUUGAUUAGGGUGAGGUCUCUGCAACCUUUGAAUCAAGCGUUUGCACAUACAAGUGAUCAAGGACUUGUUAGAAAGCACGUUUUAGGGUUUCGUUAUUUCAUGACAGCAACCUUGGAGCCUUCUGCAACUUCCAUUGAUGAUCUGUUGGCAUAUCUCCGUCAUGCGAUUGGUCUCAGGUCUCUGCAACUUGCGAGGCAAGCUCAUGCACUAGUUUGGAUUCUAGGCUUUGCCCAAAACCAGUUUAUAUCUGUAAAUCUCAUCACUGUUUACUCCACCUGUAACAAGUUAUCAGAUGCUCGACUGGUUUUUGAUACAAUUCAGUGGAAGAACAUUUUUUUGUGGAAUUCAAUUAUAAGUGCAUAUGUGAAGUAUACGGUUUGGGAUGAACCCCUCAUUUUGUAUGAUAAAUUGUUGAACUCUGAUGUGAGACCUGAUCAUUUCACUUUUUCAUCAGUGUUGAAAAUAUGCGCAGAGCUUUGUGAUUCCUUGAGGGGUGAAAAAAUUAGGGUUUUGAUGGAGAAAACUGGUUUUUGUUCAGAUGUUGUUGCUUUGAAUGCCCUAAUUGUAAUGUAUUGUAAGUGCGAGUGGUUGACUUUUGCUCGCAAGGUUUUUGAUGAAAUGCCUGAUAGAAAUAUAGCUUCUUGGAACGCCAUGAUUUCUGGGUAUGCAAAAUUAGGGUCAAUUAAUGAGGUCUGGGAGCUUGUUCGACAAAUGCAUUUAGAAAGAGUCAUAUUAGAUGGUGUUACGGUAGUUCAAUUACUUUCCCUGUGCAAUAACAAGAAUCUGGUGUUUCCAAUCCAUGCAGUCUUGUUAAGAAUUGGAUUGGAUUUGGAUUUUCAUAUUGGUAGUUGUUUGAUUGAUACAUAUGCAAAGCUUGGAAAGUUGGCAAUUUCAAGGAGAGUUCAUGAACUGAUGCAGUGCAGAAAUGUGGUCACUUGGACAUCCAUGGUUGCCGGUUAUGCUCAAAAUGGUUAUUCAUAUGAAGCUUUGGAGGUCUUUAGAGAGAUGCAAAGUAUAGAUACCAUAAAACCCAACAAAGUUUCUCUGGUAAGUGUCCUUCCUGCCUGUAUUCCUCUCGGUGAUUUGACUCUUUGUAAACAAAUUCAUGGCUUCUCCAUUAGAAAUCAAUGGAAUUCAGAAAUUUCUCUGAGUAAUUCUUUGAUCGAUGCCUACUCCAAACUUGGGUGUUUAGAUCAUGCUCGGUGUGUUUUUGAUGAUAUUUGCUAUGAACAUGAUGUUAUUUCUUGGAGUUCUAUGAUUGUUGGGUAUAGUUUAAAUGGUCUGGUAAAAGAGCCAAUGCUACUAUUUGAUGAGAUGAUACAACUGGGAAUUAAACCUGAUAAUAUUACUUUUGUGGGGAUUUUAUCUGCAUGUGCUAGAGCAAGAAUGAUUGAAAAAGGUAUGGAGUAUUACAACCUUAUGACCACAAAGUAUGGGAUGGUACCCACUAUGGAGGUCUGUUCUUGUGUUGUCGAUAUGCUUGGGAGGAAUGGGCAGCUCAAUCGCGCUCUGGAUUUCAUAAAGAGCAUGUCUAUUGAUGAGCCUGGUCCUAGUGUAUGGGGUGCUCUUUUUAGUGCAUCAUUGCUUCAUGAGAAUGUAGAGAUGGGGAAAUUGGCUUCUAAGUAUCUUUUGGAGUUAGAACCUCAAAAUCCUGCACAUUAUGUGUCUCUUUCCAAUGUCUAUGCAGCUUCUGGGAUAUGGGAUGGUGUAUCAGAAGUGAGGUUAGAGAUGAAAGAAAGGGGAUUGAGGAAGUUACCAGGUUAUAGUUGGAUUAUCGUUAAUAGUAAGGUUCAUUCUUUCUAUGUUUCAGAUAAGUCACAUCCAAGUUCCAGUCUGAUUUAUGCUGUACUGGAUAGGAUGAUUUUGGAGAUGAAGGGAGCUGGGUAUGCUCCUGAAAUCAAGUGCCUGAGUCAGGAUGCUUGUUGAUUCAAAUUAAUGUGUUGUUCAUUUUAGUAUAGUUAAUACCAUUUCAAAUA